AAAGCGUCAUUGGGGCAAAUUUGUUCAAAUGAUUACGAUUGUGGAGAUAUAAUACAUACAAUGUGCUCUAAUGAAAAGACGUGUGUGUGUAAGCCAAAUCAUGUUAUACAAAAUAAUGCUACUUGUGCACCAGUUUUGGGCGGAUUUUGUGAAAAUGAUAAUGCAUGUGCAAAUGAUGAUCUCAUUGAUAUAAAUUAUAAUUGUCAUUGUAAAGAUGACAAUUGACUUACAUUUGAUAAUAGAUGUAUACCAAGUAAAAAAAUUCAGUCCUUGAUAUUUUAUUUUUAAAUUAUUACUAAUCUUAUGUAAUUUAUGUUAAUUGAUAUGUGAUGUUUGUAGAAUUAUUGGGAACGACUUGUAGCAAUGAUGAUGAUUGUAAAGAUUUACUGCAUAUGAAAUGCUCAGAAAAUAAAAUAUGUACUUGUAGACCACAUCAUGUUAUAAAAAAUAACGCUACAUGUGCAUCACUUUUGGGAGGAUAUUGUCAGCAUGACGAACAAUGUGGAGCAGAUAAUUCUGUUUGCAUUGAUAAUAAAUGUCAAUGCAAAGCUCAUUUGAAAUCUAUAUCAAUUGACAAAUGUGUACCAACAAAGCUCGGAAAGUUCUGUUUGGAUAUACUUGAUUGUGAAGAUGUCUUGCAUUUAUCCUGUUCAGACAAUCAUCAAUGUGAAUGCAAAAAAAAUCACAUCAUAGUGAAUAACUCCACGUGUUUGCCACUUCUAGAUGAAUACUGUUGGUUUUAUGAAAAGUGUGCACCCGAAAAUUCUGUUUGUUCAUUCAAUACCUGUCAAUGCAAACCUAAUUACUUACAGAGAUCAAACAAUCAAUGCAUACCAAGUAAUUAAAUAAUUUAUUUAUUAAAUUGAUGAUUUUAUUGAAUUAAUUAUAAUUCAAAAUAAGAGCGAUCCUUCGGUUUUAACAUUAAAAAAAUUUAUUCUCUUAAUGUAGCAAAAUUAGGACAAUCAUGCGAAUCUAAUGAUGACUGCCAAGAAAUUUUGCAUGCUGAAUGUUUGGAAAAUAAAAUAUGUGCUUGUAGGAAAAAUAAUAUAAUUUUAGAAAAUUCAAAAUGUGUACCAGUAAUAGGUGGAUUUUGUGAUGAUAAUAAUUUAUGUUUUCCCAGAAAUUCUGUUUGUAUAAAUAACCAGUGCCAAUACAGAGAAGGCUAAUUUAAGGACAUAGAACCGGCCAAUACAUUCUAAAUGGGCAUAAUUUGCAUUAAAAAAACUAAUUACUGUUCAAAAUUUAACCAUCUUCAUUUUUCAGUCUAAAAAUUAUAACUGAUACAUCAAACUCGUGUUGUAGAUGAUAAAAAAAAAUAAUAAAAUAAAAGACCUAGUACUCGAUCAGGGAACUACACGCAGAGAAAUUUUCAGUAAAAAUGACCCAAAAAAUGUGAUGCUAUGAGGACAUGUAGAAAAUAUCUAAAUUUUUCCUAUGCACAUUGUAAAAUAUACUGCUCGAUAGCAUAUAAAUGAAGUGCAAUUUCAACUAACAACAUAGUAAACAUUUAGCUUUGGCUAGAUGUCAAAAAUUAUUUGCGUGUAGUACUCGAUCACUCCAUGUAUUUAUAAAUCUAUAUUUAGUAAAUUUUUGUAAAUAUAGAUAUAUAAAAUACAUGAGUGAUCAGGUACUAGUUCCCUGAUCGGGUACUAGUUAUUUUACAUUACCAAUAGCCAAAAUUAUUUUAUGAUGAUAAAAAACGAUUUUUGUGUAAUUGGAAAUUAUGAGUUGAUAAAACAUAAAUAAAUUAUCGAAAAGCUCGACAAUAACUGUUUAAUAUUUUUGCAAACCUCGGACGCGAUAGCAGUAGAGGUUGUGCUCUAUAAUCGACUUUUAAGCCCGGUCCGGUAGUGGGCCUUCCAUAAUUACUCAUUUUUUUCGAUUUUUGAAAAUUGAAAGAAUUGUUUUUUCCCUAUAAAUUAUUAUUAGUACCGAUUUUUGACA
Messenger RNA from Microplitis mediator, 1944 nucleotides. RefSeq names its product low-density lipoprotein receptor-related protein 8-like. Lineage: Eukaryota; Metazoa; Arthropoda; Insecta; Hymenoptera; Braconidae. The transcript has 2 exons. The record is from RefSeq and is a predicted model, not a curated record. The coding region runs from base 330 to 845 and encodes 171 amino acids.